GUAUUCUAGGGUUUGUGCCAGAGCUCGCCCCCUUCAAUGGCGGCGACGCGGCUGUCGAUCAGGAGCGGCAUUCACAGGCUCGCACAGCUGCGAUUCAGUCUGGGGCCGCGAUUCUAUGCCACCAAGCAGGAAUUCGACGAUGCGUAUGAGAAGGAGGACGAUGAGGAGCUCCGGGCUGGAAAUGCGGACAAGUUUGGGAUGUCUAACAAGCAGCGUGAGCAGCUACUGGGAAGGGCUGCGAAUCAACGUUCUCGGCAGCAAGAGCCUCUUCCUCCGAUGAAAUGGCAAUUCGAUAUGAGAGUGGUGGAUGUGAACCGGACGUUUAGAGUGACAAAGGCUGGUGGGAUCCAAAGCUUCACGGCCUUUGUGGUGUGUGGCAACUAUGAAGGGAUCGCCGGCUAUGGCAAGGGUAAAGCCUCGGAUGUUGGCUACGCUGUUGACAAGGCUUACAGGAGAUCGCUAAGAAACCUUCACUUCUUUGACAUCUACAUGAACCGGACCAUUUAUCACAGCCAAAGAAGCAAGUUUGGAGCGACACACGUGAAGUUGUGGCCUGCUGACAAGGGGGUCGGCCUAGUUGCAAGCGAUGUUGUUGGGGAUAUACUGUUCUUGGCAGGAUUCAAGGACAUGAAGUCCAAGGUGAUUGGGUCUCGUCACCCUCACAGCACAGUGAAAGCUCUCUUUAAAGCCUUGUGCGAGGUCGAAACUCCUGAGGUUCUACCAGCCAUUCGACCCCAAGGUCUUUUUUCAUGGUCAUUGUAACGAAGCCAUGUUUGACCAGAUGCUGGAUAGAACAGUUUUGUUUCACUCUGUACAUGGAUAGAAGAUGUUUUGUCUUCUGUAGAAGGUGUCCUUGAUGACGGGCUUAUUGGCAAAUUGUGGCUUAGCGUAGUUGAAUGUCUUUGCUGUUCUUCCGAUCUCAUCAUUGGCAGUUCGAUAGCCACCACUUUCCUGAUCACGCAAAGACUUCCACAAGCAAUAGGCCGCUCUGUGUUGGCAGUAGUAUGUCUCGUGAUGGCAUUUGGAACAGAAGGGAGUAAUUGACAAGCCUGGUUUUCCAACAUCGUACAAGUACUUGGGUCCUUCGAACUGCCAUAUAGUAAACGAGCUGGUCACUCUCUCCAGAUGCAACAAAUCUUCUGCCGUACCCGUGUGGGUUUUCUCUCGGAUUUGGUCGCAUCCUUUUCUAGCUUUUUCAUUUUCUUCGCCAUGGUUUCCAGCGAUUUAACCGAGUGCUUGUAGUCCAUCUGUGCAGGCAGAAGACAAACAAGCCUCAAGCGUUUUCCUCACGCUCCACGUACCUUGAGCUGCUCCCGAUACUGGCUGGAGCUCGGCGUACAUGAUCCGAUCAGCGUAUGGGUCUCCCUGCGGGGAUCAACAAGGCAAGUCUUUUCAAUCACUAGGCUGGUUUCUGGAUAUCCUCCUUACAUCGGAGACCCAAGGGUGCUCUUUCUGGAAGUAGACAUCGAUGGUCUUUCCGUGCUUUCCAGGAUUGGUCAUAAAUUGCUUGCCAGUGAGCUGAGACGGCAGCGCUGCACACAAAAGAGCAAAUUGAAGCGAGCAGCUUGAGCUGCGAGCAAGAAAUCCUUGCAACUUACGAGGCCGGUGUCCAUAUUCGAAUGGAUUGUCUUCGGUGCCCACUGUGAUGUAACUCGUGAUCUCGAAGACAUCGCGAAGCGCUCUCUCGGUGAGCAGAUUCUUAUUCAUCUUCGGUCACUAAGAAGGAGAAGAAGAAGAUCAAUCGCGCUCUCCACAAGAAGAUUGCCUGAAACGGAGCUGCGGCAGCGGACGUGUCAUUCCUCUGAAAACUCUAACCGCCCUGAGAGAUAAUCUUUUCAGCUGAAAGGAAGUUAUAAUCAGCUGAAAGGAAGUUAUAAUUGAUGACUAUGUAAAAAAGCCACAGCUUAAAACACAUAAAAUGAUCUCCUUUCACUUCA
Molecule: messenger RNA, 1937 nt
Organism: Selaginella moellendorffii
Lineage: Eukaryota; Viridiplantae; Streptophyta; Lycopodiopsida; Selaginellales; Selaginellaceae
Product: 30S ribosomal protein S5
Exons: 12
Coding region: 37-762 (241 amino acids)
Biological process (GO): translation
Cellular component (GO): ribosome
Molecular function (GO): structural constituent of ribosome; RNA binding
Source: RefSeq, a predicted model, not a curated record